CAAGCCCUGGACCGGGAUGAUACAGCCAGAGGAGGCGCGGCCGGGGGUGGAGGAGGAGGCGCGGGCGGGGGUGGAGGAGGAGGCGCGGCCGGGGGUGGAGGAGGAGGAGGCGCAGCCGAGGGAGGACGUGGGGAGCGGCGCGGCCAACCUGAUGUUCCCGACGGCGAGCCCCCCGCCGCCGGCCGCGCACAACGCCACGACGGAGGCCGCCGAGGGCACCGGCUCCUUCGCGUUCCCGUCGCACAUCUCGCUGGCCGAGAAGGAGGAACCCCUGCACAGCGUGCGCACAGAGGGCGGGUGCGCGCUCAGCAAGGGCAUGGUCCAGUUCAACGGGUCGUGCAAGCGGUUGCUGGCGCGCAACACGUGCGCCGAGGACGAGUGGCUGGUGCUGCUGGAGGGCGUGGCGCAGUGCGCGCGGCGGCCGUGCCCCUGGGGCAUGAUUCCCUUCGAGGAGCACUGCGUGGACCCCAUCGACCUCUCGGUGUGCGACAGAGGUCAGGUCCUGUACAUCGACUUCAGCGGCAGGUCGGUGUGCGACUGCGACGCGGGCUUCCUGUACAACCCGUGGAGCGGCAACUGCAACGCGCUCCACGAGAAGGGCUCCUGCGGCUUCGGCGAGUACCUGGAUGUGUCUGCGAGCGGCAUGGUGGAGUGCGUGCCCAACCCCUGCAUAUCGGACGGCUAUGUGAAGGCGGGGAAGAAGUGCUACCGCAAGAUGUACGGGGGCUUUUGCGAGGACGCCAACCUACGGUUCCACAACAACAACAACACGGCCGAGUGCCUCAAAGUGGCGCUGCACAACAUCCUGGACGUGCCCGAGCUACGCGCGUGCCCGGCCGGCUCCAUCAGGGACUACCUAAACGUGUGCCGCAAGACCUUCCACUUCUCCACGCUCUCCUCGUACCCCAUUAUGUACGGCGGCUGCCCAGGGGGCUUCGUGCUCGACCCCAGCGGCAUCUGUAGGAAGAUCAGCACGCUCUUCGGGAGGUAACGGCGGGCGCGGCCUUAGGUACUCUCUUGGCCACAAGUUAAACCGAGGGAGAGAACCUGUACUUUCCUUCUCUAUUAUUAUUAUUAUCUUCUGCGUUAGUAUUUUUCCCAGGAGCACAUUUUAUAGUUAAAGUCAAACACGUCUUGUAGUUUGAAUGCGGCGGCAGCAGAGGGCUACGAGAGCCUUAGGAGGUUUGUCAAGAAUGAGUCUUCCACGCCCGGUGAAUGUUGUUGUGUGAAAGUAAACAAAGACAUUUUUAUUUGUUAUAAUUUCCAGUAUUUGAUAUAUAUACAUUAUUAAUCUGUGAUACUAUUUAAGUGGUUUAUAUUAAAUAUAAAUAUAUAAUUAAA
Penaeus chinensis is the source of this 1341-nucleotide messenger RNA. RefSeq lists its product as uncharacterized. The record is from RefSeq and is a predicted model, not a curated record. The transcript has a single exon. Lineage: Eukaryota; Metazoa; Arthropoda; Malacostraca; Decapoda; Penaeidae. The coding region runs from base 17 to 991 and encodes 324 amino acids.